AUGACUACUCCUGAUGGAUCUCCUUGGGUUGCUGUUUCCAAGACCCCGACUACCAUAAACCUCCAUGCGAACACAUCGGCCCCAUCCAACACCACUAGCAGCGACCAAUCUAUUGCUACAAAUGAUCGUCAUCUCUCCGACCUCAGAUCCUGGCUCUAUGCAACCUUUUCAUGGGGCUACGAAACCCCAGCCGCUUCUUCCGCUGUUGCUGCUCCUUCUACACAAGCCACAUAUGCUGCUGCAUCUUCCGCUGCUCACUCUUCGGCUACUGGUGAAGUUCUUGCUACACCCGCCGACAACGGUGCUGAGUAUCUCUCUCCUGUCACCAUUGGUGGCCAGAAACUUGACUUGAACUUUGACACUGGCUCUUCGGACUUAUGGGUCUUCAGUACCGCCCUUACCAGCGCUCAGAUCGGAGAGCACAGCGCCUAUGAUCCUUCUAAGAGCUCGUCUUACCAACAACUUGAUGGUUCCACUUUCAGCCUCUCAUACGGUGACGGCAGCGGUGCCGCAGGUGUUGUAGGUUUCGACACUGUCGAUAUCGGUGGCGCGACCGUAACUCGUCAAGCUAUCGAACUGGCCACAUCAGUAUCGAGCGCUUUCGUUUCGGACGCAGACUCAGACGGCCUUGUCGGCCUUGCCUUCUCAACCCUCAACUCGGUAUCGCCUAGACCUCAGAAGACAUUCUUUGACAACAUCAUGUCAGAAUUGGCCCAGCCUGUCUUCACAGCAGCUUUGGACCUUGAUGGAAGUGGAACCUACGAGUUUGGCACUAUUGAUUCAUCCAAGUUCACAGGUGACCUGCAGUUCACUCCUGUCAAUGCAAGCUCUGGUUUCUGGCAAGUUGACAGCAAUCGUUACAGCAUUGGCGGCAAGGACUGCGAUAGAACCAACGCUUCGCCUGCCAUCAUCGACACGGGCACCAGUCUAUUGCUACUUGACCCCGAAGUGGUUCAGGCAUACUAUGCCGAUAUACCAAGCGCCAGCUAUGAUAGCACUGUUGGUGGUUAUACGUACGAUUGUUCCGAAAGCCUACCUGAAUUCGCAGUGGCUGUUGGAGACUACAUGGCCAACAUCCCAGGCUCAGGCAUCACAUUCGCGCCGGUCAGCACAAAGACUUGCUUUGGUGGUGUUCAAAGUAACUCGGGCAGCGACCUCCAAAUCUUCGGCGACGUGCUGCUCAAGCAUCACUUUGUAGUGUUUAACGGUCAGAGUGAGGUUAUCGGAAUGGCUGCCAAGGCCGAGUAG
This is a messenger RNA of Aureobasidium namibiae CBS 147.97, 1248 nucleotides long. RefSeq names its product acid protease. Bases 1 to 1248 code for a protein of 415 amino acids. Gene Ontology annotation, biological process: proteolysis. Gene Ontology annotation, molecular function: aspartic-type endopeptidase activity. Lineage: Eukaryota; Fungi; Ascomycota; Dothideomycetes; Dothideales; Saccotheciaceae. The record is from RefSeq and is a predicted model, not a curated record. The transcript has 3 exons.